AUUGUACGACACGAGAUGACACCGACGUACUUAUUUAUUACCUUCUGAUUUCUUCAGCUGUACCUCCAGCAGUUGGCCAGUCUUAGCAUCCUCCAAGGACUUCGAAUGGGCGUUCCUAACGUCGCUCAACCCAACGUCUGGCAGGAGGCUCGGGGGCGCUCCAACUGAGACAGAUUUUCUCCUCCCUUCGUCUUUAUCGGGCGCUAACAUCGUACGACUUAGUAUCAUCUCUUCGUUCACCGAGUCGUGUUCGCACAGGCUGCUAGUAAUCGCUACCCGGUGGUGCGCUGACACGUGGCAAGUGAGAUUUCACCGGCGACUGACACGUGGCGCUGAUGGCGCCUUACUCCCACCGACCAGCCUCCUGGGAGGACGUGGAGGGGGGACACGGCAAACUCGUAAAUGACUCCACGGCGGAGGGGGGACGAGCUGACGUGGCAAGCGACGCACAUGACGUGGUCAACGAAAAGGCACUCACGGCGGAACAGGCCAUCUUCCUGCGCCUGUCCGAGAUUGAGGAGGGGGAGAGGCGCAAGGCGCGGGAGAGGCGCGUGUUGCUAGCAGGGGGCGCGGCGCUCAUUCUCCUGGCGCUCCUCCUAGCAGCGGGGGUCGCGAUUGGCGUGACAGCUGGCAAGGGGAAGUGCCAGGGAGGCGCUGAGGGGUCGAACGACGCCACGUCAGCAGAGGCGAUGCUGACUCAGCAGCAGCAGGGGGAGGAAUUACUAGGCACGGUGCAGAUAGGGGGGGAGUGGGGCAAUGUGAGCACAGUCGUUGCUAGGCUGGACAUUCGGCCGAAUUCCGGCAUUCACGCAAACCAGGGCGGAUCCGGGGGAGGUGCUACUACCUCAUGGGGUUCUGCCACGUGGCAGACGCCCGGCGAUGGAGUGGAGGACAUUUCAGCAGCGCAGCAGCAGGCGAAUCCGGAAGUGAGACCUGUCAGUGCGCAAGACCUUGGGGGGGGGGCAGGCGCAGGGGCAGGCGCAGGAAGUGAGGGGGGGCCAACAGACCCUUAUGAUUAUCCCCCUUAUGAUGAGCCACCAGCAGCAGUUUCAGCACCAUCAGCACCAUCACCAGCACCACCAUCAUCACCAUCACCAUCACCAGCAGCACCACCAUCAUCACCAGCAGCAGCAGCACCAUCAUCACCAUCACCAGCAGCAGCAGCACCACCCCCAGCAGCAGCAGCACCACCCCCAGCAGCAGCAUCAGCAGCAGCACCGACACCACCCCAAACGCCAGCGGCGGAAGUCCCCGGGUCGAGCUCCAACGGGCCUACAGACAUUCUCAGCAGAAUCGCUGCGCUAAUAAAGCCGCCCGAUCUAUCAGUACAAGGAAUCGACUUUCAAAACGGCCAUCUGUCGGUAUCGGGGCCUGAUUCGUGGAGCUUCAGCCUCGAGCCUUUCAAGGAAAUAAGCCUCGAUCUGACCUCGCUGAUCAACGUCGCGGCGGUGGUGUCGAAUCCGAACCCCAUCGAGAUCAUCGCGCAGGAGGUUACUGUAGACGUCAGCUUCUACAGUGUCGACGUCGGAUACGCGAAUAUACCAGACUUCACUCUCCCUGCCAACAGCAGCGCCACCAUCACCGUCCCUUUCAACAUCGACAACUUCCCCCUUCUCUCAUUCUCCGACCAAAGCCUUAUCACGGGCUCGAUUGCCAAUGGAGAGCUCGAGUUUCAGGUUGUGAUUAGUUUGAAAGCCAGGACUCGCAUUCUUCAGAGCACCACACCAGCUUUCAAUGUGCAACUGGUGUGCAACGCUGUGGUCAACCCCACACAGAACAACGUGCUCUCCAAGUCCUGCUCCACAAACAUCGCUGCGUAACGAGCAGAGAUUAACAAACAUGUACUGCGUUUUUUCGAAGCCACAUUGGCUUGUAAUGGCAGCUGUUGCUGCUGGGGCCUUGGCUGGUUUAGGUACCUUUCAUUCGUUUUCAGUGUUUCUAUUCCUGUGGGCUGGGUUGGUAUUCGUAGGGUUCUCUAGCUUUCAAAUGGCCCAAUCCCCUCGUUGGGCUACAACAUGCUUUUAUUAUGGUGUACUCAAUUCGUAAUAAUGU
This is a messenger RNA of Closterium sp. NIES-67, 2052 nucleotides long. The record is from the annotation of a GenBank genome assembly. Lineage: Eukaryota; Viridiplantae; Streptophyta; Zygnematophyceae; Desmidiales; Closteriaceae.